Clupea harengus (Atlantic herring) is the source of this 2165-nucleotide messenger RNA. RefSeq names its product kelch-like protein 10. Gene Ontology annotation, molecular function: protein binding. NCBI's taxonomy places the organism in Eukaryota, Metazoa, Chordata, Actinopteri, Clupeiformes, Clupeidae. The record is from RefSeq and is a predicted model, not a curated record.
CCCCCCCAAAAGAACACUGCUAGAGGCAAUAAUUUCAGUUAAGCACAGCCUCUGAACUAACCAGCAGCAACUUUAAUACUUCCAACACAGUCAAGAUUUGGUUGUACGUGUCAGUCAUUCUUAAUUCGUGUAGCUACUGCAGCAAAGAUGAGUGAACCUGAGGAACCAGCCUCCUCCCCCAAGUUCCAGCGCUGCUUCAUGGAGAGAAAAAUGAGUGCCAUGGCCUGCACUAUUUUCAAUGAGCUGCGUCUCGAGGGCAAGCUAUGCGAUGUGAUAGUCAAAGUGAAUGGGAUGGAGUUCAAUGCUCACAAAAACAUUCUGUGUGGCUGCAGUGCCUACUUUCGAGCCUUAUUCACCAGUGAAUGGAACAACUCAGAAAGGCGCGUCUACAACAUCCCUGGCGUUUCACCUGAUAUGAUGCGUCUCAUCAUUGAGUACGCAUACACUCGCAUUGUCCCGGUGACAACAGAGAAUGUACAGCAGCUCUUAGCAGCUGCCGACCAGUUCUCCAUCAUGGGCAUUGUGCGUGCCUGCUGCGAGUUCCUGGCGGGGCAGCUGUGCCUGCUGAACUGCAUCGGCAUCUGUAAGUUUGCAGAUUUCUUCUCGUGCUCCGAGCUGCGCCAACGUGCCUACGUUUACAUCCUGCACAACUUCGACGACAUGGUGAGAACCUCUGAGGAGUUCCUGGAGCUCUCUCUGUCCGAGCUGUGUGGGAUCAUCGAGAAGGACGACCUGAACGUGAAGCAGGAAGAGGUGGUCUACGAGGCUGUGCAACGAUGGAUUGCCCAUGAGCCUCAGCAGAGGAAGAAACACAUUGUUGUGCUGCUGCCCAAGAUUCGCUUGGCCUUAAUGACGGCUGACUACUUCAUGAACAAUGUGAAGAACAACACACUGGUGAAGGAUAACGAAGAGUGCAAGCCUGUCAUCAUCAAUGCCCUGAAGGCAAUGUAUGACCUCAACAUGAACGGCCCUUCCAAUGACUUCACCAACCCUCUAACCCGCCCUCGCCUCCCUUUUGCUAUCCUACUGGCCAUUGGUGGCUGGAGUGGCGGUAGCCCCACCAAUGGGAUUGAGGCCUACGAUGCCAGGGCGGACCGCUGGGUGAACGUGACCCGUGAGGAGGAAAGCCCACGGGCUUAUCACGGCGCAGCCUACCUGAACGGGUUUGUGUACUGUGUCGGGGGAUUCGACAGUGUGGACUACUUCAACAGCGUGCGCAAGUUCAACCCCACCACCCGCACCUGGCACCAGGUGGCACCAAUGCACUCGCGCCGCUGCUAUGUGAGCGUGACGGUGCUGGAUGGCCACAUCUACGCCAUGGGCGGCUUCGACGGAUACAUGCGCCUGAACACCGCUGAACGCUACGAGCCUGACACCAACCAGUGGACCCUCAUUGCCACCAUGCAUGAGCAGAGGAGCGAUGCCAGUUCCACAACACUGCAUGACAAGGUGUACAUUUGCGGUGGUUUCAAUGGGAACGAGUGCCUGUUCACGGCAGAGUGCUACAGCCCCCAGACCAACCAGUGGACUCUGAUUGCCCCUAUGCGGAGCCGGCGCAGUGGAGUGGGAGUGAUCGCAUAUGGAGAGCAUGUGUAUUCAGUUGGAGGUUUUGACGGUGCCAACCGUUUGAGAAAUGCGGAAGCCUACAACCCUCAGACCAACACUUGGCGCGCUGUGCCAACCAUGUUCAACCCGCGCAGUAAUUUUGGCAUUGAGGUGGUGGAUGACCUGUUGUUUGUGGUGGGCGGCUUUAAUGGAUUCACAACCACAUUUAACGUAGAGUGUUACGAUGAAAAGACAGAUGAAUGGUAUGAUGCCCAUGACAUGGGCAUUUUCCGCAGUGCCUUGAGCUGCUGUGUGGUGCCAGGUCUGGCCAACGUGUCAGACUAUGCCGCCCCCCGCGAUGCCCUCCAGAUCCAGAGAGAGGAGCUCAAACUGUCCACCUCCAACAGCCUUCUGUCUGUCUGAGAGCUGGAUCAAUGCACCUCUCUGUUAACUAGACACAGGCACAGACUGUCCUAACAUUAAUAAAAUGCUCCAAGCUCCUCCCAAAGUGCUCAGGGGGAAAAGAACCAAGGCAGACACAAAUAUAGAAGUUCUAUUUAUUUUUUUAUUGCAUCCAUAUAUUUUUCUAUUUCUUCUUAAAGAGGGCGGGGCUGAUGAUA